This is a messenger RNA of Tribolium madens (black flour beetle), 3031 nucleotides long. RefSeq names its product protein tweety. The transcript is spliced from 7 exons. The record is from RefSeq and is a predicted model, not a curated record. Gene Ontology annotation, molecular function: intracellularly calcium-gated chloride channel activity; volume-sensitive chloride channel activity. Gene Ontology annotation, cellular component: plasma membrane. The coding region runs from base 141 to 1802 and encodes 553 amino acids. Lineage: Eukaryota; Metazoa; Arthropoda; Insecta; Coleoptera; Tenebrionidae.
UGUUGUGAGAAGCAGAAGUGAGUGGGUGCAUGUUGUUACGGCCGGAUUUGAGUGGAUUAUUACUUUACUUUGAGUGGCUCGUGGUGUGUCGGGUUUCGUGUGAUAAUGGUGUGACGUGAACGCAGUGGCGUAGUGCUGGCAUGGGCGUCACUCCAGGAGAGGACGCGUACAGCAUCCCGUUCUUGGCGCGAUUGCUGCACUCGCUACCUCAUCUCAAUGUUACAUUCCAUCAAGUUAAUAACUCCUUCGACCCCCAUUCGCCAGUCUAUUUAGAGAGUUUGGGCAUUUUGGGCUCCCUCCCGGCCGCCUGGCUCAUCCUCACCCUCUUAGUCCUCCUCAUCUACCUCCUCACACGAUGCUGCGAUCGCAAACCUCGUCCCUCCCGCUCCAUUUCCGCUCUGAAAGUCUCCCUCGCCAUCGUCUCGGUCCUCUGUUGCGCCGCCAUCGGUCUCGGUCUCUACGGCAACGACGACCUCCACAACGGCGUCGUCCGCCUCCUCGAAGAAGGCCGCCAAGUCGACAUUCUCGUUGCGAAAAUUCGCAACCAAACCGAAGCCAUCGAACGCCAACUUCGUGUCCAAGUCGAAGCCCAAUUAGUCAACAUGCGUGACAUCUUCGACGAGCCGGUGAGCAACAUGAGUAUGUUCAAGCCGGCCUUGAACUAUUUGGAAAAAACAAUGGGGAAUAACACAAUGGCGGCCAACGCCGCCCAAGAUAUACGACAACCGUUACUAGGGAUGAAUCUCAUGCCAAAGAUCGUAGUUGGCGAGAAGGUGGAAGCGAUCAGGUGGCCGUUGACCAUGGCCGUCUUGAGCGUUUUACUCAUUUUGUGUGUGAUAUUAUUGGUGGGGGUGGCCCGUCAUAGUCGCUGUGCUCUCAUAGCCUUCUCUGUGUGCGGUUUGUUGGCGGUGAUAGCGUCAUAUUUAAUGGCGAGUGUCUAUCUCGCCUCUAGCGUAGCCUUAGGUGACUUAUGUAUAGCCCCCGAUAAGUUUGUCGAAGAGCAAGCCUCGACUGAACUCUCCAAAGACAUCUUGCGUUAUUAUACGAGUUGUGAAAGGGCAAGGGCUAAUCCUUUUACGCAGAGAUUGCGCGAGGCCAAAACGGCCAUUGAGAAUAUGCGCUCGAAUUUGAAUAGUUUGAGACAACCGGCGUUGAAUCUCUUCCCGAAGAAGCAAUUAGAUACGAAAUUUUCGUCGUUGAAGAAUGAAGUCAAUUCGGCCGAUACGUCAGUGACGAUUUUAACAACGUCAGUGGAUUGUAGGGCGUUACAUGCGCAUUAUUUGAGAGGGGCGAAGGCGUUGUGUAAUGUGGGGCUGUUGGGGCUCACGAUGAUGCUGGUGUCGGCGGUUUUGGCGGGAUUGCUGUUGACGGCGCUUGUGUGGGUGGAUUCGCACACGUGGAUCUACAUAAGAAAGAGGAAAGACUACCAUCAAGUGAACGAGAACGACCCGUACUUACCUCCACCUCAGGCCAGUCAAGCAAUCGCCGCAAGGACUCUCCAACGGAGCCAAGGGUCGUCUUACCCCCCUGAUACUCCUCCACCUAGCUACACGUCCGCCUUGAUGCAUAAUCGGACGCAUGCCUCAGCCCCUUUCCCGCAUGAAGCCGAUUCGUUACUAGAUGGGUGUGACAUGCGUCCACCGGAGCACCACCGAGGGGCCCAUAUGUCUCAUCUCCGAGGUCACACCCUCGGCCGUCUCCCAUCCCACCACCACGAACCCGCUCUCGCAGGCCCUAAUAAUGGAAAGUACGCGACUCUGAGCAAACAGUGUAAAACACUCGAAAGCUCCGAUUUUUACUGAGACAGGCCUGCCUGCAAGGAAUUCCCAAACUUCAUCGGUUUUAAGUUCGAGCAACAGCGCCAACAGCCGGCCCCCUCGCAGCCGCGCACCGCCAACAUCCAGAAAUUCAGCUCGUUGGGGCGCCGCCCUCUGCCGCAAACCCCCGACGAGAAGGCGCGCAAGCAGCCCCCGGUGCCGAAGGUGCCCUCCACGGUGGAGACGCCCCUCAAUCCGGCCAACUUCCGGUCGCUGCAAAGGGGCGCCUGGCAGGACAACACCGGGGUGCAAUUCAGGUCCCUGCAAAGGGGGGCUAGUGCGCAACCCAACCAUUCGCAAUUCAGGUCGGCCAAGAUCCAGGACCAGGCCCACAGCGAGGCCCUCUAUGCGAAUAGCGAAAGCGAGCGCCAAUUGUACGCUGUUACCGAGUUGUAAUUUCAUUUUCUAAUGGGAAAUGCAGGCAGGAAAUUGAUAAAAUAGACUUGAUUUUUGCGUUUUUUUGCAGUGUAAAUACUUGUUGCCCCUUCUUGUGCCAAAUUUGCGAUUUAGUGGCACACAAUACCAACCAAAUGGGAACAAAUUAUUCAAGCACACUAAAUUUGCUCAUGUUCCGUGUCAGGAUAGUCGGUUUAGUGAUACUGCCAUCUAGGUGGUGCUAAGUACAAUGUCACAAUAAGUCAGUUUAAUGGUAGAAGAAAUUUGCGUAAUUAAUUAAAAAUAUUUUACAUAUUAAUGUGAACUUGUAAUGGUGAAAUAGCUGUCUAAAUUUAGAUUUUCUAGGGGUAAUUUUUACCAAACACAGUUUUUAUAAUCAAACAGCUGUUUAUUGGGGGCUUGUGGGGGUGGCUUUGCCACCCGCCUCGUCCACGUUUCAAUUUUUUGUACAUUAUUAUUAUAUUCAUCGUAUUGUUAAGGGAAUAACUGCCAAAGAUUCAUGAUUUGAUGCUUGGAAUAAGACUGGAAGUUCGAAUGAGUGUCUCAUUUAAUAAAUAUUUCAUGUAACUUUACGAUAAAUGUCAAUGUAGGGAUCUUUAUCAAAAAAACUUAUUUUUAAGUUACGGUUUUUCACAUACAUCGACACAGGCCUUGCCUACUUUUCGACUUUUCUAUCAGUUGUGACGCUUCAUAUUUUGUACAUUGUUACAUCACGUGUAAAAAUUGUACCGCAUUAUUUAUUUUUACUGUCUAGAAUUAUUUUUAUGUUAUGGACUGUACCUAUAGUGAAGUUAUGUAAGUAAAUAUCCAUUUUCAGA